Molecule: messenger RNA, 1389 nt
Organism: Auanema sp. JU1783
Lineage: Eukaryota; Metazoa; Nematoda; Chromadorea; Rhabditida; Rhabditidae
Source: the annotation of a GenBank genome assembly
AUGGGUAAGUUGCUAAUACUAACAUUCACACUCUUGGCAUAUACAUUGGCUGCCGGUCCAGAAGUCGGUCUUGGUAUCUUAGACAAUCUGAACAAAUUCUUCUCAUCAGAUGCAAAACAAGAACAGAUUGAUACAAACAGAGUUUCUACACAGAAAGAACCAAUAAGAUGGCAAGAUCUAGAGACGGAGCCUUAUGAUAAUGUUAUUCAUUUUGAGGGAGAAACACAUUUCAAGAAUGUCAAACAGUUGACAUUCGGAGGUGAAAAUGCCGAAGGAUACUUCAGCUUUGACGAUUCCAAGCUUACUCUCCAAGCUACUGGUUACGGUACUGACUGUGAUCAGAUUUAUGAAUUGGAUUUGAACAUUGAUCCAAGAGCACAGACGUUGAGAAGGAUCAGUACAGGAUUGGGUGGAACUACUUGCUCUUACUUCUUCAAGGAAUCGGAUAACAACCACCGUUUGUAUGCUGGAAACUUCUGGAAUAUAACACCAGAAAAAUAUCCUGAUAUCACUAAAACUUGCCCACCAAAGAAAUGUGCAAACCCAGACACAAUUGCUGAUCAGACCUUGAAGAAGCUAUGCAACACAUCCUACACUUGGGACAUCGUACCUGAUUAUGAUAUAUUCAAGGUUGAUCGCUUUGGAAACCUUGUUCAACGACUGACUAACCACGACGGAUAUGAUGCAGAAGGUGUGGUGUCUCCAGAUGGAACUAAAAUCGCUUUCACUUCCUUCCGCGAUGAUGAUCUCGACUUAUACAUUAUGAACAGUGAUGGAAGUAAUGUCACUCGCCUGACUUAUACUCUUGGGUAUGACGGUGGAAGCUUCUUCUCACCUGAUGGUAAACGUUUGAUCUUCCGUGCUAGUCGACCAAAAACCAAAGAAGAAGUAGAGAAAUACAAACUUCUCCUUUCAUACGAUUUGGUUGAGCCCAUUGCUAUGGAAUUGUUUGUGAUCGAUAUUGAUGGAAAGAAUAUGAGACAAAUCACCAAUCUGACUCAAGCCAACUGGGCUCCUUACUAUCUGAACGACAACAAGCGUGUAAUCUUCAGUUCGAACUAUGACGAUGCCGCAAACGGUUUUGGUGCAUUUGCUCUUUACGUUAUCAAUGACGAUGGUACAAAUUUGCAAAGAGUUACUUUUGGAGAUAAGUGGCAAUUCAAUUCAUUUGCUAUGAUGAAUUAUGGAGGUAACAAACUAGUAUGGGGAUCUUCAAGAAAUGGAUCUUCUCAAUACGAGCUGAAUUUGUUCAUUGCUGACUGGGUUGAUCCUUCUAAUACUUCUUCGCACACCACCGCAUCACCUCCUGAAUCUUCCACAAAACUGUCAAAUGAUCUCAAGCCAUGGGCUUCCCUCGUAGCUCUCAUCUACUUUCUCUUAUCCCACUAA